AUGGCAUCACUUCUUUUUCCCUUCUGCGUCCGUCCCAGCGCAGCCCGCAUCCACAAUAGCCAACCCCCCUCGCAACAGACGCAAAACCUCCCCAUCCGCGAGUCCAAGAGCGCAAAGUCCCCCGCACCGUCGGACAAUCAAUCUAGCAAGAACAAAGAUGCCUCCAAGCCUGCAGCGGCUUUCUCUGAUGCCGCUGCCGCUGCGGGUACCGACAAGCCGCUCACCCCCGCAGAGUUGAAAAAGAAGGCCAAGGCAGAGAAAGCUGCUCGGCGCGCGAAGGAAAAGCUCGCCAAAGAAGCCGGUGGAGCUGGUGCUGCAGGCGGCUCAGCUCCUGGAGCUAUUCAAAGUCGUCCUCCGGCGACCCCAAAGAAGGAUGCCGCCGGAGGCGCAUCGCAGAAGGGACAGAAGGCUGCGCAGCCCCCGCCGCGGAUCUGCUCCUACUGGCCAGACUGCUGCGGACGAGCCGACGAAAAAGGAGGAUAA
Molecule: messenger RNA, 483 nt
Organism: Penicillium subrubescens
Lineage: Eukaryota; Fungi; Ascomycota; Eurotiomycetes; Eurotiales; Aspergillaceae
Product: translation initiation factor eIF-2B subunit delta
Exons: 2
Coding region: 1-483 (160 amino acids)
Source: RefSeq, a predicted model, not a curated record